AACUUGACUCAAAACCCAACAACACUUACUCAUACUCUCAAUCUAAUCCAAUUUUCUCACUUAACACACACAAAGAAAAUGAAACUAAAAAUGGGUCACUCUAAAACUUGUACAACCCAAAUACACGCCCUCCUCAUUCUAACCAUUGUUACAUUGUCUUCCUCCCAAUCAUCCCUCUGCAGGACGUCCUGCGGAGGGAUUCAAAUAAACUACCCUUUAACCAUCGAUGAUGGUUGCGGUAGUCCGUACUACCGCCACAUCUUGGCGUGCACUGGAGACGUCUUACACCUUCGAACCCCUUCGGGUCGGUACCCGGUGAAGUCAAUCAGUUACUCGGAUCCACACAUUUUGGUCUCGGACCCGCUUAUGUGGGAGUGUAAGGAUGAGGAUCGGUUUCGGCCCACUAGGCCUUUUAGCCUUGAUAGUAGUACGCACUUGUCUCUCUCCACCCAAAAUGAGUAUCUUUUCUUUAAUUGCAGCCCUGAUAAGGUCAUUAUGGAGCCAAGGCCGAUGUUCUGCGAGAGGUUUCCUGAUCGUUGUGACACAACAUGUGAUCCGGCAAGCUACUUAUGCCGACAUUUCCCAGAAUGUGCACCAAACAAUAAGGCAUUAAGAGCACUCUCUUGUUGCUCCUAUUACCCUAAGGCUACCGAGUCGUUAAGGAUGAUGUUAAAGCAUUGUGAUACUUACACUAGUGUUCAUUGGAAAAGCGUUGGCGGGUUAGGCACCUCGCAACCCUACGAUCAAGUGCCCGAAUAUGGCGUUAGAGUCGACUUUGAGAUCCCGCUCACGGCGAGCUGCCUCCGGUGCCAGGACCGGGCUAAGGGUGGAGGUACUUGUGGGUUUGAUACGUCAAACCAGGACUUCGUAUGCUUGUGUGAGGAAAGGAAUGUAACUACUUAUUGUAAAGAUCAUCAAGUUGAAAGACACGGUGGACACACUAAAGCAGUCGCAGGGACGGUGACCGUAGCAUCAAUUGCUGGAGUAGGCAUUGGAGCAGGCGUAUGGUAUUUGAAGAAAUUGAGAGCAAAUGCACCUGUUACUCAUGGUGUUCAUACCAACGAAAACAGACUUUUCUAGCUAAUUAAGUAUCCUUUUGUACACUUGUUAACUACGGAGUACGUAUUAUGGCUUAACCACAUUUUUGGUCCCUAAAUUCCUCAUUUAGGUAUUUGUAAACUUUUUUUUUUUUGAAGAAAUGAAAUACAAUCUAUUACUAUGGGUUUACUGUAAAUUAAAUAUUGAAUACUUCGUAUAUGGUAAGUGGUGCGCAAUUUAGAAGGUGGACUAUGGUGCACAUAG
Molecule: messenger RNA, 1302 nt
Organism: Spinacia oleracea (spinach)
Lineage: Eukaryota; Viridiplantae; Streptophyta; Magnoliopsida; Caryophyllales; Amaranthaceae
Exons: 4
Coding region: 79-1080 (333 amino acids)
Molecular function (GO): polysaccharide binding
Source: RefSeq, a predicted model, not a curated record